GAUUUGCGGCAUUCGACUUUGUGAAGCCGUAGCGUGAACAUCGCUGCUGUUGCUAGACUCAGGUCUUCGUUAGUCGAGUUCAGUGUUCAGCUGCUGGAGAAUCAACUGACUGCUCGCGAGCGAGGAAAAGCCGGCGAUUAGAGUGUCAACACUGUUGUCUUCUUGUGAUCGUGAACGCUGAUAUCUUCCUUAUCUUGUGGAAUUUGUUGAAGUAUUGUGUGUGAACUCGUGAACAUUGAUUAAUUCCUCCGUAAACAUUGUUAUUACGUUUUGUUCAUCUCAGUUGACAGUACAUUUGUCUCUUACUUGUUCGCGAUUGACUCGAGAACUUUUCACUCUGCGCUGUUCAAUUCGUGAUCCUUGUAUACUUUACAUGUGAUAAGUGAAAAACUUAUUGGAUUUCAACGUUUUUCCAAUGAUUUUCUUUUUAGUUCAACUAUCAGUUUCAAGUGAACCAUCAUAACUGUUGAAUUUGGACUAGCGAUUUUUCAUAAGUGAAGUCCUCACUCUAGGAUUCUGUGUAUCUGAGAACAUUGCAAUGACUAAGGUGCAUUUUGUGAAGUGAUUUUUCAUUGUAAACAAUUUUCUCACAGCGGGACUGUUUACAGGUGCAUCACCAAGUAUCAAGUCAGGUUCAUACUUGUAAAUAAAACUUUCCGUGUUGAGUAACAAGACUAUCUCAUCUUGUCACCGUGAUUAUUAGUUAAAAUUGUUGGAAAUCCAAUGAUUGGACUCAACAGUAAGUGAUUGAGGGACUGUUAGCUCCGAGUGAGGUUCUCUCUGGAGAACACCACACCAAGUGUUCGCAGCACUCUUUGAGUGAUAUUAUUUAUUGAGCGUGAUAUCGGUGUUUUCUCGUUGGCGCACCUGGAGUUUCGCGUUUCGCUGGAGGACGGUCGUCACGAGAUGACAGCCGGAGUUGCAAGUGCAACCAUGCCGGCACACCACCUCAGCAGAUCGCGCUUCAUGAUCACCGACAUCUUGGGGGCAGCGUCGCCGCCUUCACCCUCACCGCCUGCCGGGGGCGGUCACCACCACAGCCUCCACCACGAGCGGCCGCGCGACCUGUCGCUGCACUGUCGCAGCGAUCGCAGCGGCAACGGCGACUUGUCGGCCGCCGAACUGUCCGAUGGUCACGAGAGCGGCACUGACUCCGGGCUGCCCGGUGAGACUUCCUCCGUCUGUUCCAAUGGUCACAAAGAAGACGAGAGUGGGAGGAGUUCAAGUCAUAGUCUUAGUAAAAAGCAGAGAAAAGCGAGAACGGCGUUCACAGACCACCAACUACAGACCCUCGAGAAGAGCUUCGAACGACAAAAGUACCUCAGCGUCCAGGACAGAAUGGAACUAGCCGCCAAAUUAUCACUCAGCGAUACUCAAGUCAAGACCUGGUACCAGAACAGGAGGACGAAAUGGAAACGACAAACAGCGGUUGGCCUAGAACUACUGGCUGAGGCGGGCAACUAUGCAGCCUUCCAGAGGCUGUACGGCGUUGGCAGUCCAUACGGCUGCUGGCCGUACCCGGGGGCAUCGACGGCCCCCGCUGCAGCCGACAUCUACUAUCGUCAAGCUGCCGCCGCCGCAGCUGCAGCUGUCAACACACUGCAAAAGCCCCUCGCCUAUCGGCUUUAUCCCGGAGUGGCGGGGCCGUCUCACCUGCCGCCGCCUCCGGCUAGCGCCGCCCCCUACUACCAUCACCCGCCGCCGCCCCGCACUCCCACCCCCGACUCACGGCCUCCCUCCGUCGACUCUGUCGAUGUUGAAGACGAUUCACCCGACUCGCCGAUAUCAGCGUCUAAACGACAGAAGGUGUGAAUUCAUUCUUCGUGAAAAGACUGAAACUAGUGAUCUUCAGCGGAAAAUCGUCAUAUAUAAAUGCAAUUCUUAGAGAAAGGACUCCAAAUAAUUUGAAAUCAUCGUUGAAUCCGAUGUUUCAGUUGUAUUUUGUGUAAAGUGAACUCUGUAUCAUCGAUCAAAUCGUAUUCUGCAAUAAUUGACUCUGAAAUAUGAGAAAAUAGUAAACUUUAUAUCUCUGAAAUCGUGUUUCAAUACAAUACUCUCUUGACAAAAAGCAUUUACUACACAAGUUACGUACAAAUUCGUCUAACGGUAGUAUCCUUUUUCCGCUAUAUAGGCUAACAUCGUCGGAAGUAAAUCAAGUAUGGUUAUUGAAACCGUUUUCGAAUGCUUUCUGGCAAAAAACUGUGGUACUGGAAGUUAAAAAUCUCCGUAAUUUUCAUUAUGUCUGAUUUAGAUCGUUAAAAGACUAUUCAUGAUGAGAUAAUCCGCUUUUUGAAGUACCGUAUUCGAAUGUAAUGUGGAGACUAUUAAAUCAAAUAAAUCGUCGGGAUUCAUGAGUUGAGAACUAUUUAGCAAUCAGAACUCAUCAUGCAAGUUUUGUUUUUAUUUAUAGUCGAUGUUCAAAAUGUGUGUCUAUUGUAUUGGCGCUUGGGAAACCUCAUAGUGCGAAAAACAUCUCAUUCUCUUUGAGUCAGUCAGAUAGCAUAUCAAUACAAAUGAUUUCAGAUUCUUCACGAUAGAACGGUUAAUCUGGUUCUCCAAAAACUGGAAUUGUAUGAAAUUCCUUUGAAGAAUCAUGGAAUUGAUCCUGCUUGUCAGAAGUCAGAAAAGAGAUUCAAAGACCAGAUAAUUGCAUAUCUCGUCUCUAAAAAGACUUUUCAAAUUGUAUUUAUUGUAAACAUUAGGCUAAGCUAGCUUUUAUCAGAAACUUUUGGAGACUAAUCAUCCUGUUCGAAUUAAAUAUUUUCACAACUUAGCUGAAUAAAAAUUCAAAGUAAAAAGGAAUUCAAAGUAAAGUUGAAAAAUUCAUCGAAGCAUUGUAUCUGCAGCCCCAACAUUGUUUCUGAUCGAGUUGAUUAUCCUUUUUCUAACUUAAAAAUUUGAACAUGUUCAGUAUAACUGCAAUGAAUCUCCUUUAUAGUAGUACUGAUCAGAAAAAUUAUUCAAAACAAAACUAUUAUGAAGAUGCCAUUCAUGUAUUUUAUUAAAUGAUUUACGCUAUUCCUUAUUGACCAAGUUCAGUAACUUUUCACACUUAGGGGAUACUCCCCAACUAUAUAGUAUUAGUGCCAUCAUUUACUCUUGAAAUCAGAAAAAAGUUGGAAAAGUAAUAAUUUCUUUGUUAUUUAAAUGAAUUCUCAUACGAGAACUCUCGUUUUAGAGUUCGAAUCACUUCAAUUGAGUCCUGUACAAGACAUUCCAUAGUCAAGAGCUUACUUGAAAAUUAAUUUAAAUUUCAAAUGGUCUUCCAUUAAUAUUACUUUUUCCAGUUGCUUUUUUAGUUGACAUUCAUUAUAAAAUGUCCUUGAAGUUAGUAUAUUAGAAUCAUCAUCCUCAAGUCACAAGUAUAUCAGGUAUCAGAUAUUAUAAACUAUUCUACACCGUUCUCAUGUUGAAAAUGAUUCAGUUAUAUUUUCUUUCAUCAGAAUACCAGUUCGAUACUAAAACAUUCCUUGUUAGAUUAAUGAAAUGUACAGUAUUAUUAGAUUUGUAUGUUAAUUGAACUAAAAUGAUGCCUAGAGUUGUAGGAGCUGUCUAAUAAAUAGGGUUUGUAAAUGAUUUAAAUAUAUUAUUGGAAUCAUCAUAAACAUGCAAUGUUUUAGGGACUUUGAAUUCGACUAUAAUGAUCGAAACUUAGGAUCUACCAAGAAUGUUUACAUUAUAUCUAUUGAAACGUGCAAUAACUACUACUAAUAACUACUUUCGCAUUCACUACACUUUUCUAUUGUACAAGGAGGAAAUUAGUCACUUCUAUUCAAUCGGUUAAAAAAUGAAAGUUCAAUUAAAACAUGAUACACAACUCACUCUCGAAGUUUGUGGAACCAAAUCCAAAAAUCAGAAAUAAUACUUUUUUAAAGAAAUUGCAAUGAUCAAACCUAUUACAUGGAAAUGUAGGAGCCAUAAGUCUGUGAGUAACACACGGUUAUGAAGACAUCGAGGAAUUUCCCUAAACACUUCUGCAAUACUUGGCAUCGUCUUAUUAUGUGUAUGAAUAUGUAAUAUAUGUAGAUAGAUCGAUUUUAUAUUCCUCGAUUAUUACCUCGAAUUUAUUGUUAUAGUAAAAUAAUAGUGUGUAACAGUAUUGUAUAACAGAACUGUGACAGCCCUCAGAUCUUACUACCUACUAACUUUGUACUUUUCAGCUUUUAAACCACAGCUAUGAAACAAACCCAAGUAUCUAAAUGAAGUUUUUCUAUAGAAACUGAUAAGCUUUUCAAUAAAAUUGUUAAUAAAAUACUAUGCUUAAUGGAAUGAAUGAUUGAAAGUGGACAUUUAUUUAUUAAGUUUGCUGCUGAAAACAAAAAUGUAUUUAUUUGUCUUACAAAGUGGUAGAUCUUAAGAUAAUUACCUGUUCAAAAAUGAAAAACGUAGCUGUGAAUGAAAAUAACUUCAUAGAGCUUUGUAAAUAAAAUAUUGAUUAUCGUAAUAGUAUAAAUGUAAUAAUAUACAUUAUUGAAAAGUUGUUAAUGAAAUUAAUGAGAAUAAAUUAAUGAUACAAUCAA
Nilaparvata lugens (brown planthopper) is the source of this 4520-nucleotide messenger RNA. Its product is annotated as homeobox protein B-H1. Lineage: Eukaryota; Metazoa; Arthropoda; Insecta; Hemiptera; Delphacidae. The transcript has 3 exons. The coding region runs from base 907 to 1812 and encodes 301 amino acids. Gene Ontology annotation, molecular function: DNA-binding transcription factor activity, RNA polymerase II-specific; DNA binding. Gene Ontology annotation, biological process: regulation of DNA-templated transcription. The record is from RefSeq and is a predicted model, not a curated record.